Messenger RNA from Penicillium brevicompactum, 1713 nucleotides. Its product is annotated as fungal specific transcription factor domain-containing protein. The transcript is spliced from 8 exons. NCBI's taxonomy places the organism in Eukaryota, Fungi, Ascomycota, Eurotiomycetes, Eurotiales, Aspergillaceae. Bases 1 to 1713 code for a protein of 570 amino acids. The record is from RefSeq and is a predicted model, not a curated record.
AUGAACAAAUCAGUGUCAACGGGCCCUAGACCUACCAAGGCCUGUGUCAAUUGCCGGCGAUUGAAGGCAUCCCAUUUACAUGAAUUGGCUGAUCUACAUGACCAUACACCUAAUUCCGUACCGAUCAUCCCGGGUCACCAAUCAAUCUUGGAUCGCUUGGCCAGGAUCGAAGCUUCACUGGGCAUUGGGGAGAUAGAAGAUGAUCAUUCUGGCGAAAUUGAUGUUGAAGAGCCAUCAGACCAGACUCCUGGAGUGUACCGUGCAAUCGCACGUCUGCGAUUGAUUACUCGUCCAGCCCCAGAUGAAGUGGUUUGGUCUCGACCAGUUGUCGAACAGCUGUGGAACUCCUUCUUGAGCAAUCUUCCACUUCUUCAUUUUCUGACAGAUCGCAGCGCAUUUGCCUCUCCUACCCCUUUGUUGUUAGCCUCUGUGCUUUACAUAGCUGCUUUACAUCAUCCAUCCUCGGAUCAGGCGUCUUUGAUCACUGGAUAUUUUGCCGCUACUUGCUGCGCCAUUUCUGAGCUGGUAACACCGGCUUUAUAUCAUACUCCAGUACGAAGUGCCCCGGGAUGGGGUAGAGAACAGCAUGACUCCCGACAGUCCAAACGAGAGAACGCAUUUCGCAAUAUUCUCGGGCUAAUCAUGGCGAGUUUGAGCUCCGAGGCUUAUAUCGAUGCUACUGGGUCAUGGAUUGCAAUGGCAUACCGCAUCUGGCUUGACCAUUGUCCCGUCGAUUUGACUAACACUACACAGGAUUGGCGUGGUCUUUUUUCGGGGUUACAGGUAAUUGAUAUUGAACAUGCUUCAAUGCAUAUGUCGUACCCUCUGCUUCCCCGGCAUGCCCCCGCACCAGGUAUCCAAAGGCUGGAUAGUCAGCAAGGAAAUGCAUUCCAGGGCCUCGCUGAAAUGAUGCAUUUUGGCUUAAGUCAUUUCGUCGGACGGGGACUGCCAACUAUAUGGUCAUCAAUCGGUGCAGAUUGUACAGAAAUAGCCUCCGAAGCGCGAAGUCCCUUCACCCCAAAUGACCUGCAGAUAAUCAGGCACUGGGCUCGGAAAUUAGAUGACUGGUUGGUUCUCUACAAUGGCACAUCUCAACCCAGUCCAUCGGAUCGGCAGGGAAUACUUCUCUUGCUGCAAUAUCAUCUCCAUAAACUCUACGUCCUUUCAAUAUAUCACCCUGCUCGCGGAUUCGAUCUAAGUCCUGCAAAUAUAAGUGCGACAGAAAGACACGAGUUGCUUGUCUCAGCAAGAGCGGUAUUGCGAUUAAGGCGAGAUGAUGCUAGUAUAUGGUCUAACUGGGACCUAGUUAUGAUUACCUGGGCAGCAAUAUUACUCCUCCAAGGCGUUGAAGAUGGAAUGACCCACCAAGAUGACCUCUAUCUUAUCCAAGCCCAUCUUCAAAGUCUGGAAAGACACAACCAGUCGGUACCUACCAUCCAUGCAUUGUUGUUCCAGCGUCUCGAAUCAAAUAUGCAAGCUAUGCACACCCCUCCAGAUACAAGCUCAGCGCUGGUAUUCCCAGGACCUGGAUCGGGUGAUUCAUGGACGAUAUUCGAUCAGGAGAUCAUGUCCCUGGCUAACCCAGCAUGGUUAUUUGAGGGAUCUACACAGUUUCAGCAGUCUCAGACCCCCUUUACGGCGCCGCAAUUGCAGAAUACUUUGCCGUCUGCUGGAGGUCCUAUAAUUCCUGUGUCUGCACCCGCUACAGAGUAA